UUACAUCACCCUGCCGUUGACAUUUCACGCCGCAGCUCAAUAACAUUUGUAAAAGCGACACGAUGAAGUUCAGGGGAGGAAAUUGAAGGGAAAACGUUGUGUUUUUGGACUGAAAGACUGGGCAAGCGGUACGGGAAGGAUGUCUCAGGUGCUGAGGCUUCUCUCGGCGGCCACCCUGCCUCUCUACCGGGCUGCCGGAGCCCGAGCGCGGCUCUCCGCGGUGACGGUAGGACGGCUUUUCACAGCCCGAUACCGAAGCUCCGCUGCCCCGAACGUCGGUCGGACUCCAGCUGACUUCCUGUCCUGUCGCAGGUUCCAGGCGGCUCAGCGACGACUGUACUCCACUGAACCCAAAGAUGGAAAAGGAGGAGGAGCAGGUAGACCAGGUGGAGGGAAGAGAGGAGGAAGUGGCGGAGGAAAAGACUGGUGGAGCCGAAUGCAAAAGGGUGACUUCCCCUGGGAUGAGAAGGAUUUCCGUUACUUGGCGGUCACCGUGGCCGGACUCAGUUCGGCUCUGCUCUACUUCUACUUCAGAGACAACGGCAAAGAGAUCAGCUGGAAGGACUUCGUCCACCGCUACGUGGGCAGAGGAAUGGUGGAACGUUUAGAGGUCGUCAACAAACAGUAUGUCAGAGUCAUCCUGGCGCCGGGAGCCGACGCUGAUGCGAGCUACGUUUGGUUCAACAUCGGCAGCGUCGACACGUUUGAGAGGAACCUGGAGGCGGCGCACAUGGAGCUCGGCUUGGAGGCGUCACACCGACCAGCUGUCGUCUACAGCACCGAGAGCGACGGCUCUUUUCUGAUCAGCAUGGUACCGACCAUGCUGCUGAUUGGCUUCCUGCUCUUUACCCUGCGGCGAGGACCAAUGGGAGGAGGCCCCGGUGGCGGGAGGGGCGGGCCCUUCAGUAUGAGCGAGUCUACGGCGAAGAUGAUGAAGGACAACAUUGAAGUGAAGUUCAAGGACGUGGCCGGCUGUGAGGAGGCCAAGCUGGAGAUCCUGGAGUUCGUCAACUUCCUGAAGAACCCACAACAGUACCUGGACCUCGGAGCCAAGAUCCCCAAGGGUGCUAUGCUGUCCGGACCUCCUGGGACGGGGAAGACUCUGCUGGCUAAAGCCACAGCCGGAGAGGCCAACGUCCCUUUCAUCACUGUAAAUGGCUCCGAGUUCCUGGAGAUGUUUGUGGGCGUCGGUCCUGCCAGGGUGAGGGACAUGUUCUCCAUGGCGAAGAAGAACGCCCCCUGCAUCCUCUUCAUCGAUGAGAUCGAUGCGGUGGGGAGGAAGAGGGGAGGAGGGAACUUUGGAGGUCAGAGUGAACAGGAGAACACUCUGAACCAGCUGCUGGUGGAGAUGGACGGUUUUAACACGGCUACUAAUGUGGUGGUCCUGGCUGGAACCAACAGACCCGACAUCCUGGAUCCUGCCCUGAUGAGACCGGGUCGCUUUGACAGGCAGAUCUACAUAGGUCCCCCAGACAUCAAGGGCAGGGCGUCCAUCUUUAAGGUCCACCUGCGACCAAUCAAAAUUGACCCCAGCUUGGACAAAGACAUUCUCGCCAGGAAGAUGGCCGCCGCCACCCCGGGAUUCACAGGAGCCGACAUCGCUAACGUCUGCAACGAGGCAGCUCUGAUCGCAGCCAGACACCUGAACCCGUCCGUCAACGGCAAACACUUCGAACAGGCCAUCGACCGGGUCAUCGGAGGUCUGGAGAAGAAGACUCAGGUCCUGCAGCCCACAGAGAAAAAGACCGUAGCGUAUCACGAGGCCGGUCACGCCAUCGUGGGCUGGUUCCUGCAGCACGCAGACCCACUGCUGAAGGUGUCGAUCAUCCCGCGGGGGAAGGGUCUGGGUUACGCCCAGUACCUGCCCAGAGAGCAGUACCUGUACACCAGGGAGCAGCUGUUCGACAGGAUGUGCAUGAUGCUGGGAGGCCGCGUGGCCGAGCAGGUCUUCUUCGGCAAGAUCACCACCGGAGCUCAGGACGACCUGAAGAAGGUCACACAGUCCGCCUACGCUCAGGUGGUGCAGUUUGGGAUGAGUGACAAGGUGGGGCAGGUGUCGUUCGACCUGCCCCGGCAGGGUGAGAUGGUCAUGGAGAAGCCGUACAGCGAGGCCACGGCCGAGCUGAUUGACGAGGAGGUCCGAGAGCUGGUGGAGCGAGCGUACCAGAGAACCAUGCAGCUCAUUGAGGACAAGAAGGAGCUGGUGGAGAUGGUGGGGAAGCGUCUCCUGGAGAAGGAGGUCCUGGACAAGGCGGACAUGUUGGAGCUGCUGGGCCCACGGCCGUUCGACGAGAAGUCGACGUACGAGGACUUUGUGGAGGGGACGGGGAGCUUCGAGGAGGACACGAGUCUGCCUCAGGGCCUCCGAGACUGGAACCAGGAGAGAGGAGAGGAGGCCGAGGACACGAGCCCGGCUCAGGACAAACAGCAGGCCGUGUAGAGUCCGA
This is a messenger RNA of Micropterus salmoides (largemouth bass), 2447 nucleotides long. Its product is annotated as AFG3-like protein 1. Gene Ontology annotation, molecular function: metalloendopeptidase activity; ATP hydrolysis activity; ATP binding. Bases 140 to 2440 code for a protein of 766 amino acids. Gene Ontology annotation, cellular component: membrane; m-AAA complex. The transcript is spliced from 16 exons. The record is from RefSeq and is a predicted model, not a curated record. Gene Ontology annotation, biological process: protein-containing complex assembly; mitochondrial protein processing. NCBI's taxonomy places the organism in Eukaryota, Metazoa, Chordata, Actinopteri, Centrarchiformes, Centrarchidae.